Amphiprion ocellaris (clown anemonefish) is the source of this 3393-nucleotide messenger RNA. RefSeq names its product prolactin releasing hormone receptor 2a (gene prlhr2a). Gene Ontology annotation, biological process: G protein-coupled receptor signaling pathway. The transcript has 3 exons. The record is from RefSeq and is a predicted model, not a curated record. Gene Ontology annotation, cellular component: neuron projection; plasma membrane. NCBI's taxonomy places the organism in Eukaryota, Metazoa, Chordata, Actinopteri, Pomacentridae. Gene Ontology annotation, molecular function: neuropeptide binding; neuropeptide Y receptor activity. Bases 285 to 1382 code for a protein of 365 amino acids.
UGAUAACCUGGCAACACACACCCACACACACACACACACACUGCUUUCAACGAAGACAGUCAUAUUAGUAAUUAUAACGCACCUCUGUACGUACUGAUGAAAGGUUCAGAGGGCGGCUGCAUGGCUACAGUUGCUGCUCACAAACCUGCACGCGUUCAUUUGUGUGAGAAGCAGCGCGCAUCUCUCCAGAGGCGCACAGGAGCUCCGCGCUGGAUAUCCUCUGCGCUCGUACUGCGCAUCUUAAAGCUGAGAAAUCUUCGUCGGAUUGACGCCGUCCUGUUGGGAUGGAGGACACAGGCAGCGGCUGGGCAGCAGAGCUCACCCCCCCAUAUGUGAUGCCUGAUGUGAAUGGGAAUGACAGCGGUCAGGUGUUUGAGGUGGCGUUGCAGAACGGCUCCUCCAAGCGCAGCUCCCAGUUUGUGGGCGUGGAGCUGCUGCAGUCUUUCAAGCUGCUCAUCAUUCCCUGUUACGCUCUGGUGGCCCUGGUGGGCGUCUUUGGCAACUAUCUGCUCCUCUAUGUCAUCUGCCGCACUCGCAAGAUGCACAAUGUCACCAACUUCUUCAUUGGAAACCUGGCCUUCUCUGAUAUGCUGAUGUGUGCCACGUGUGUCCCCUUCACGCUGGCGUACGCCUUCAACCCACAUGGCUGGGUCUUUGGCCGCUUCAUGUGCUACCUGGUGUACCUCAUCCAGCCGGUGACGGUGUACGUGUCGGUCUUCACUCUCACUGCCAUCGGUGUGGACAGAUAUUAUGCCACAGUGCACCCUCUGAAAAAGCGCAUCUCAGUCUUGGCGUGCACCUACCUCCUGUCUGGGAUCUGGCUGCUGUCCUGUGGCCUGGUGGCUCCGGCUGUGGCUCACACCUACCAUGUGGAGUUCAAGAAGGAAGGCUUCACCAUCUGCGAGGAGUUCUGGAUGGGCCAGGAGAGGGAGCGGCUGGCUUACGCCUACAGCACCCUCUUCAUCACCUACGUUCUGCCUCUGUCAGCGCUCUGCAUCUCCUACCUGUGCAUCUCUGUCAAACUGCGGAACUGUGUCGUGCCUGGACACCACACCCAGAGCCAGGCCGAGGCCCAGCGCAUGCGCAAACGCAAGACCUUCCGGCUGGUGAGCCUGGUGGUGGCAGCAUUUGGCAUCUGCUGGAUGCCCAUCAGUGUGUUCAAUGUUCUGCGUGACAUUGACAUUGAUCUGAUCGACAAGCGGUACUUUCUGCUCAUUCAGCUGCUGUGUCAUCUGUGUGCGAUGAGCUCAUCCUGCUGUAACCCUUUCCUCUACGCCUGGCUGCAUGGCCGCUUCCGUGCUGAGCUGCGCAAAAUGUUCACAUGUCGCCGUCGCAUUGGCAUUUCGGCCAACAACUGUGCAACAGCCAGCGUGGUUUUGUGAAGCUCCCGUGUUUUAUGCUGUAAAAACACACUCAUCACAGGAUAAUGUGACCAUUGCUGCAUGGUGAUCUGGCUUUUACGUAAAAUAAUUUAGUACAUGUCAGAAAGUUUCCCCUGAUAUUUACUAUUAUGCUUAAAGGAGAACUCCACUGAUUUAGAUUUGUGCUGCAGAGGGGUUUUUCCCUCUUACCAAAUCUUGGUGCCUUGAGUUGAGAUGAGCCGAUGGCACAAACAAAUGAGUUUGAGUAUCUUGGGAUCUCAUUCAUAAGUGAUGCAAAAUGGCAUGUGAGAUGGACAGACUGAUUGGUGCAGUUGAGCCAAGGCAGCAAAGCUCUUGGUUUAGGAGUCGGUCUACAUUCCAACCCUGUACAAUGGCCAUGAACUCUGGGUGGAGACAGAUAGAAUGAUAAUGCAGAUCAGAUGCAAGUGGCUGAAAUGGUUUUCCUUUGUAGGGUGGGCUCAGGCUUAGAUGUAGGGUAAGAAGCUCUGAUAUCCAUUAGGGAACUCCUUUGUGUCAAAAGGAGCCAGCUGAGGUGAUUUGGGGGAGAUCUGGAAACAAAGGGAACUCAACCACCAAAAUCUGGUCAAAGAUUUGGGUGUGUUACUAGCAGCUGUUCAUGUGUCCUUCAAGCAAAGCUGAUGUAGUGAGCAGUUCACUAGAAUCACUUCAUUAAAAUGAUUGAUUUAAAAGAUUCAUCCACAAAUCUUUGCAGCGUGUGACCACAGCUCCCAAUUACUGAACUCAAACUUGGUAGAAAUGAAUAUAUUCCUCAUGAUCCAGAACCAGAAGCGCUGUUGCUUUGACAAACAUAGCAAAACCUGUUUAUAAAUCUUAAUAUUUUAACAGCUUCCCUGCAUAAUAUUGGAGAUGAACACUGGUUGUGAUAUUCUUUUUUAGUGCUCUUCAUGUUGGCAUUACUCUUGACCUUGCUGAGCCUGAUUCCAGCAGUUUGCAUUGCAGUCUGUUCCCCAGAGCUCAUGUUCACUGUGUAGAAUCACUGUCUAUGCACUGUGCUUCUGCAGUGAUCAACCUGUAACACAGCAGUUGCAGAGGUCUAGUUUUAAAUCCACAUAACCAGAGCCUUUUAAUUUCCAAACUUGUAGCCACUAGACUCAGUCUGCACUACGUCUGGUUACAUUACUUGAGGCAGUUUAUUUGACUUUGCUUCCUUUAAGAUCAUGGAAAGAUGUGGCACAACUUUUUAUACACAUAUCUGCAAGUAAUCUCAACACAUAUUGAGUUAAAACAAUAAAUAAAAAUCUGUGGAGUUCACUUUAAUUUUCCAAUGCAGUUGACUGACCAUUGCCUGCCAUGUGUGUACGUGAAGAUGCAAUCACUUUGAGAAGUCCGUCUUUUAUAAACCAUGUGACUUAUCUUUGAUAUGCCUCUUUCAUAUGAGGUAACUCCAUUGAAAAAAAUAUUUUAAUGUUUCAACUCAUUAUUGGUUUAUUGUUUUCAAAACAUACAAAUGGGAUUUGUUGAAAAUAAUAAAAACUAUAGGCUCUUGAACAUAUUCUAUUCACAACAAUAGUGUACUGCAUUAGCUUUUCCAUUAAAAGGAGAUGUAGCCCACCUAUUCCUCUAUACACUGUAAGGACUGAAAAUGUAUGAAAUGCUUUUCUUUUACGCAUUUUGCGAUACAGCCUCAUUUACAUUUGUAUUUGACAGCCUGUUGUUUAAAUGUUGUUUCCAGUCAUUUACACAUGAAAAAACAUAUUCUAAUGUAUUGCUACUUGGCCUGAAAAGCAGCCAAUGUGUACAAUAAAACAUGCUAUGUAUGUUUCUAUGGCAACAUGUGUUUACCAUCUUUGCUGCCCUGGAUUAUACUGUAUAUAUUACACAAGAAACUUAUAAAAUGCAACUGCUAGAAGUGUGAAAACACAUAUCUUCUAAAGAUUCAGCUGAAAUAGUCAAUGAAAUAUAGAUUGUUUGCGUUCCAAAUGCUUAUUAUGUACACAAUUUUUCAUCUCGGUAUGUUUGUAGAUUUCUUUCUGAAUGCAUAAUUGUAAAU